UAUACAUACUUGAAAUGUCGGAGAGAAAUGCUGAUAAGGGAAAGAGGAUCAUCAUUGGUGUUUCAACCUUGUUCUUGGUGGCUGUAGUUGGGGCUAUCGUAUUUGGUUUCAACCUCGUUGAGAGUGGUUCAAAUGAAAAUGGUGAUAAAGAGAAUGUUAAUAACAAAAAUCAACAUGUUGCUGCCUCUGUAAAAGCUGUCCAAACCCUUUGUCUUCCCACAAAUUACAAGGAAGAAUGUGAGAAAAAUCUCAUGACAGGUGUCGGAGACAGAACAACAACAGAUCCAUAUGAACUUAUCAAACUUGCUUUCAAUAUCACCAUCGAAAAAAUUACUGAUAAAUUCGAAGAAAUGAAUAUCUUGCAUGACAUUGAGAAGGAGCCUAGAGCGAAGAUGGCACUGGAAACAUGCAAACAACUCAUGGAUCUUUCGGUUUCGGAGUUAGAAAGGUCAUUUAUUGGAAUGAGCGAGUUUAACCUGAUGAGUGUUGAUAAAAUCCUCAUGAACUUAAAAGUUUGGCUAAGUGGUGCACUUACAUACCAAGACACUUGCCUGGAUGAGUUUGAGAACACCACCAGCGAUGCUGGUAAAAAGAUGCAGGAUUUAUUAACGACAGGCAUGCAUAUGACUAGCAAUGGUCUUUCCAUCAUAACAGCAUUGUCUGAUACUUUCACAGAUUUUAAUGCCACAAAAUUACUAGGACGUCGUCUCCUUCAAGAUUCUGAGUCACCAUCAUCGGUUGAUAAUGGAGGACUAAACGAAACACUGAUAUUGAAUCGCAAACCUAAUGUGACGGUAGCGAAAGAUGGCAGUGGAGAUUUCAUAACCAUUAAUGAGGCACUGAACAGUGUGCCAAGGAAAAAUAAAACGCCAUUUGUGAUCUACAUCAAGGAGGGCAUCUAUCAAGAGUAUGUUGAAGUGAAAAAGAAUAUGACUCAUGUGGUUUUCAUCGGUGAUGGUGGCAAAAAGACAAGAAUAACAGGCAACAAAAACUACAUAGAUGGAAUCACCACUUAUAAAACUGCCACCGUUGCUAUUCAAGGAGAUAACUUCGUGGCCAUGAACAUGGGAUUUGAGAACUCUGCCGGAGCUGAGAAGCAUCAGGCAGUGGCAUUGAGAGUUCAAGCAGACAAGUCUGUGUUCUUCAAUUGUUCAAUGGAUGGGUAUCAAGACACACUUUACGUACACACCCUACGUCAGUAUUACAGGGAUUGCACCAUUUCUGGUACCAUCGACUUUGUGUUCGGAAAUGCACUUGCUGUUUUCCAGAAUUGCACUUUCGUGGUCCGAAAGCCAAUGGAAAAUCAACAAUGCAUUGUGACUGCACAAGGUAGAAAAGAGAAAGAACAACCUUCUGCAAUAGUGAUCCAAGGAGGUUCCAUUGUGGCUGACCCUGAGUUUUACCCAGUAAGAUUUGUUAACAAAGCUUACCUAGCUCGUCCAUGGAAGAUAUACUCGAGGACCAUUUUCAUGGAUACGUACAUCGAUGACUUGAUUCAAGGUGAAGGAUAUUUGCCAUGGCAAGCAUUAGAAGGACCCAUUGGUAUGGAUACUUGCUUUUAUGCAGAGUAUCACAACACCGGUCCUGGUUCAGACAAAUCCAAGCGUGUGAAUUGGAAUGGGAUUUUGAACCUUAAUUCAAAAGCUGCACGUUUGUUCUCACCUUCCAAGUUCUUUCAUGGACUUGAUUGGGUUCGGGCUACUGGAGUUCCUUGCUUCCCUAGCGUGCCCCCACACUACAGGCACAAGCAAACCAUAUUACCCUGGUGAUCAAAUCCUCCAUUGUUAUAUCAUCAUCUUUCACCUUUUUUCCUAUUCUUUCAUUCUUUUUUUUUUUUGUUCCUUCAUUUUAG
Vigna umbellata (rice bean) is the source of this 1852-nucleotide messenger RNA. Its product is annotated as pectinesterase-like. The record is from RefSeq and is a predicted model, not a curated record. NCBI's taxonomy places the organism in Eukaryota, Viridiplantae, Streptophyta, Magnoliopsida, Fabales, Fabaceae. Gene Ontology annotation, biological process: cell wall modification. Gene Ontology annotation, molecular function: enzyme inhibitor activity; pectinesterase activity.